AUGGUUUUUUUUAUAAUCGGUUUAGGACUUGGUGAUCAUCGAGAUAUUACGGUUAAAGGAUUUGAAGCUGUAAAAACAUGCAAGGAGAUCUAUUUAGAAAGUUACACAUCUAUACUAGGAAUUAAUAAAUUAUAACUAUAAGAAUUUUAUGGAAAAGAAGUUAUUGAAGCAGAUAGAGAGUGCUGUGAAACUGGAAUAGAUUAAAUACUUGAAAAUGUGUCAAAAGAUCCUCAAAAUAAUUAUGCGUUCUUAGUUGUAGGUGAUCCUUUUUGUGCCACUACACAUACAGAUCUAUUCUUAAGAGCAAUAAAGUUGGGAAUCAAAGUAGAAGUGAUCCAUAAUGCAUCCAUUAUUAAUGCUAUCGGUUGCACAGGGUUAUAAGUUUAUAGAUUUGGAGAAACAGUGUCUGUACCAUUUUUCACUGAGAAAUGGAAACCCUACAGUUUUUAUCCAAAAAUCAAGGCUAAUUUAGAUCAUAAUUUACAUACUUUAGUCCUUUUGGAUAUAAAAGUGAAGGAAAUUUCAGAAGAAAAUUUAGCAAGAGGCAAGAAAAUUUAUGAAGCCCCUAGAUUUAUGAGUACACAAAUAGCAGUAGAAUAAAUUAUAGAAUCAGAUAAAUAAUUGGGGUUAAAUGCAAUUGAUGAAAAAACAAAGUGUUUUGGAGUUGCAAGAGUAGGGUUUGAAACAUAAAAAAUUGUUUCUGGGUUUUUACAUGAAUUCUUGGAUAUAGAAAUGGGACCACCUUUACAUUCGUUUGUAAUAUGUGCUAAGGAAUUGCAUCCCAUCGAAGAGGAAAUGUUCUAGUUUUAUAGAAACAAUUAACAAAAAAUAGAUUGA
Paramecium tetraurelia is the source of this 837-nucleotide messenger RNA. RefSeq lists its product as uncharacterized. Lineage: Eukaryota; Ciliophora; Oligohymenophorea; Peniculida; Parameciidae. The record is from RefSeq and is a predicted model, not a curated record. Gene Ontology annotation, biological process: protein histidyl modification to diphthamide. The transcript has 3 exons. Gene Ontology annotation, molecular function: diphthine synthase activity.